Messenger RNA from Drosophila rhopaloa, 1247 nucleotides. Its product is annotated as aspartic proteinase A3-like. NCBI's taxonomy places the organism in Eukaryota, Metazoa, Arthropoda, Insecta, Diptera, Drosophilidae. Gene Ontology annotation, cellular component: lysosome. Gene Ontology annotation, biological process: proteolysis; cell death. The transcript has a single exon. The record is from RefSeq and is a predicted model, not a curated record. Gene Ontology annotation, molecular function: aspartic-type endopeptidase activity. Bases 1 to 1170 code for a protein of 389 amino acids.
AUGAAUUUACGUGUGAUUAUCCUACUUCUCUGCCUGGUCGUGUUUGUGGCUGGAAAAGUUCACCGAUUUCGCCUGCAAAGGAGAUCCCAUCGACAUCACAAAGUGCCCCAUGCUCAUAUGCACCUGCAAUUUCGCAAUGCCCUGCGAAGAAAGUACGGGUAUACGCCACUUCGUACAACUAUAAAUCAAGCAAGUGACUCCAAAGGAGUAGUGUUAUCGGAGACCUUGAUUAAUUCCUACGACACCAACUUUUUCGGGGAAGUUUCGACUGGAGAACAACCUUUCACUAUGCAAUUUGACACAGGAUCCUCUGACUUUUGGGUGCCCAGUUCUCAUUGCCAAGUUUGCAUUAAAAAAUGCGGCAAUAAGUUCUUCAAGGAGUCCAAGUCGAAAACCUUUCAUACCGACAAAGUUCCCUUCAGCAUCACAUAUGGAUCUGGAUCGGUGAAGGGAAUUGUGGCCUCAGAUGAUGUCGGUUUUGGGGAUCUAAAGAUCCAAAACCAAGGCAUUGGCCUGGUCAACAUUUCCGACUCCUGCUCCGAUUUCGAUGGAAUCUGUGGCCUUGCCUUUCAACCACUCUCCAUGACGGGGUCUACUCCUCUUUUCCAGCAGAUGAUUGAUCAAAAACUGGUGGAGCAGCCAAUCUUUUCGUUCCACCUGAAAAGUGGUUCCAGCGACGGUGGGUCAAUGAUCCUUGGUGGAUCCAACUCUAGUCUGUACUAUGGUCCUUUGACCUACACGAAUGUGACCGAGGCCAAGUAUUGGACUUUCAAAAUGGAUUUCGUUGAGGUCCAUGGAAAGGGCUCAAGGCGUUGCGAAGGCGGAUGCAAGGCCAUAAUGGAUACGGGAACCUCUUUGAUAGUUGGACCCGUUCUGGAUGUGCUUUCUCUGAACAACGCCAUUGGAGCACAGCAUAAUGCAACCUAUGAUCUUUAUACCGUCGACUGUUCUUCGAUUCCCACGCUUCCAAUUAUUGUGUUUGGAAUCGCUGGCAAAGAGUUUUACGUGAAGCCACAGACAUAUGUGAUUGUGUUUCAGGACUUUUGCUACUCCGGCUUUAUGGAUAUGCGUGGUCUGACAUACUGGAUAAUCGGUGAUGUCUUUCUGAGGGAGAACUAUGUGGAGUUCGAUUGGGCCAGAAAAAGAAUGGGUAUAGCACCGGCUGUUUAAGCGGCUCUAAGUUUGAAAAGACUCCUUUUUUUGUAAUUUGCAUCAGUGUUUAAAUGGCCAUUUAUUAAAAAUAAAAU